Messenger RNA from Amphimedon queenslandica, 768 nucleotides. RefSeq names its product protein SYM1-like. NCBI's taxonomy places the organism in Eukaryota, Metazoa, Porifera, Demospongiae, Haplosclerida, Niphatidae. Bases 39 to 680 code for a protein of 213 amino acids. Gene Ontology annotation, cellular component: cytoplasm; membrane. The transcript has 6 exons. The record is from RefSeq and is a predicted model, not a curated record.
AAAGUUAUGAUUUCCAGCCACGCCCUAUUAUAGUAGAAAUGGCGUCUUUCUUUCAAGGAGGUGGUCGUGUAGUUGCUGUAUUCUUGAGGCGUGGAGCUCAGACUCCAUUGCGUACUCAGUCUAGGAGGUUUAGUCCAAUGGCAUGGUACAACAGUCAGUUGGAAAAGGCGCCUGUCAUUACUAAAAGCAUCACUUCUGGGAUUUUGUUUGGUCUGGGGGAUGUGAUAGGCCAAUUCAUAUUACCGGAGGAAAAUGGAAAGCUCAAUUUUGCUAGAGUUGGAAGGGCUGCUGUGUUUGGUUCAUUAAUAUUGGGACCGUUAGCUCAUUUGCACUUUAAUUUUUUGGAGUACAUGGUUGUCAAAAGGCUUGCACUCACUGGUACCAGAAUGGCUUUCCUUAAGAUGUUUUUUGAUCAAUUUACUUACUGGGCAAUCAGCAUCAAUACCAUAUAUCUAUUCACUUUACCUAAACUAGAGGGUAAGACGAAUGAUCAAGCCAUGGACAAUGUGAGAGCAAGGAUAUGGCCAACAAUGAAGGCCAACUGGUGCCUUUGGCCCAUUGCACAGUUGAUUAAUUUCAAGCUCAUACCAGUUGCUCAUCAAUUGAACUUUGUACUUAUCGUGAGUUUGGGCUGGGCUUCAUACUUGAGUUUUGCUGGAGGUAAAAUGCAAAAGGAAUAGCUGGUUGCAAACCGGCAUCAAUAACUUUAUUAAUUUUUGUGAUUUUGCUACAAUUUAUUAAUUUUAAUUACUAUGAACAAUGAUAUCA